Molecule: messenger RNA, 942 nt
Organism: Lodderomyces margitis
Lineage: Eukaryota; Fungi; Ascomycota; Pichiomycetes; Serinales; Debaryomycetaceae
Exons: 1
Coding region: 1-942 (313 amino acids)
Source: RefSeq, a predicted model, not a curated record
AUGUCAUUAAGUAAAGUUCCUCCACAAGAAGGUAUUGUUCAUACGUAUGGGUUCAACUUGACAGCUUUUGAAUUCACACCAUCCUCCAAACAAACUACACCAAAUAUCAUCUUGUUCAUUGGUGGGUUAGGAAAUGGAUUAUUGAAUGUUCCAUAUUUGCCAGCACUCGCAGAAGCCACAACCAAAUUCAAAUCUCAAGAUGGUGAAAGUUGGAAUUUAGUGCAAGUUUUACUCUCAUCAGCAUAUUCAGGAUUUGGCACCAGUAGCUUGGAAAGAGACUCGAAUCAAAUUAAAAAAGCAGUACAAUAUUUCCGGUCUGAAACGGGUGGUAAAAGACGCAAGAUUGUGUUGAUGGGUCAUUCGACAGGAUGUCAAAACUCAUUGCAUUACUUGGUAAACGUCAAUAAUAGAGGAGAUCUUCCCGACUCAGCUCAAAUUCAAGGAGCAAUCUUACAAGCUUCAGUUUCUGAUUCUGAAGCAUUCUCAAAUGAUUUAAAGAAGGAGGAGCUCGGUGCUUUGCUAAAGGAGGUGUACGAUGAUUACAUUUCUCAGGGCAAAGAGUCGCAUAUUUUGCCCGAGAAGUUCAGAAAAUUAGUCUUUAAUACACCAGUAACUGCCUACAGAUUUUACUCAUUGACUAGCAAGCGCGGAGACGAUGACUUCUUCUCCUCUUACUUGACUGAUGACGACUUCAAAAAGACAUUUGGUAGAAUUACUGUCCCCUUGUUGGUGUUGUAUUCAGGUAGUGAUCAGUUCGUUCCCUCGUCAGUAAAUAAAGCUGAACUAGUCUCCAGAUUCCAAAGAUCGACCCCAUCUGAAUAUUGGAACUCUAACAGUAAAAUUAUUGAAGGAGCUACACAUGAUUUAGGUGAAGGAUCCCGAGGAGGUGUUUUUGAUAUAUUGAUUGAAUCCGUGACAAAGUUCAUCACUGAUGUGGAAUAG